GGUUGUGCUCAGAGUCGCCAUUGGCAGACCUCAUUAACUUCCGAACUACUACUCACUGCUCACUACAACGCUUCGUGACCGUGAGCCCUUGCAAAUCUCGGUGGUCUGAGCAGUGCUAUUUCAUCAGUUCUCUGAUUCGUAAAAAAUUCUGAAAUUCGUGGAGAUGGAGAGGACGAGAAAAGGGUUAAUAAUCCACGGCUAAACCAGUCGCAUUUCAAGACCUCACAAGUCUACGCCUUGUCGGUCGGGUUCAGAUAAUGGCUCUGACAAAGGUGAAACCGCUUUAUCUGCAAUUUCUUCCGCUUCUGAUGGUAAUUUGGAUGUCCAGAAUUGGCGCCUCGGAUACUAUUUUCAACGAGUCAGUAAGUGGGCAUUCGGUUGUUUCCAGAAAUGAAAACCCAAAAGGACGAUGCCCACAUGGUUGGUAUAUUAGCCCAAACAAUACUAAGUGCUACGGUUUCAUGUCGAGCUCUCAACCAUGGAAUGAAUCAGAGACCCAAUGCAACAGGUUUGGCGGGAACUUAGCAGCACCGAUAACAUAUCAGGAGUUUAGCUUUGCACAAAAUCUGUGUAAUCGAACUCUUGGCGGCUGUUGGGUUGGUGGCAGAGUGUUGAACUCUUCGGAUGGCUUUGUUUGGAAGUGGUCUGAUAAUGUCUCGAAGUGGAAUGAUUCCAUCCUUCCCAGCACGGCUUUGCAAUCUAAUUGCAAAAAUGUCUCUUGCCGCAUGAAUAAUUUGGUUGAAACAUGUUCUUUGAUAUUUAGUGGACCAGGAACACCAUUCCUUAAGGUUGAGAAAUGCAACACUUCUCACCCUUUUAUAUGCAUGCUUAAUACAGAUGAUAGAUGCCAACGCAUGCACUGCCACAAGGAAUAUCUUGUCAUUCUGGCAGUUGUAAGUGGGUUGAUAUUUUGCACAACGUUAGCUGUGGUGAUUUGGCUUCUUGCUUACAAGAGGAGCAAGAAGCGGAGAAGGUCUCGGAAGCCAUCCAAUCCUGCAGCUUCUGCAUUGGUACCUCCUUCAUGGAAAGUGUUUACUAAAGAAGAGCUAAGGUCGAUUACGAAAAACUUCAGUGAGGGAAACCGUCUUCUUGGAGACCCAAAAACAGGUGGUACAUACAGUGGGCUUUUACCUGAUGGUUCAAGAGUUGCAAUUAAAAGGUUAAAGAAGUCCAGCUUUCAAAGGAAAAAAGAGUUCCAUUCUGAAAUUGGAAGAGUUGCUAAACUUCGCCAUCCAAAUUUGGUUGCCCUGAAAGGAUGCUGCUAUGACCAUGGUGACCGCUACAUUGUUUAUGAAUUCAUUGUUAAUGGGCCCUUAGAUAGAUGGCUUCACCAUGUACCAAGGGGUGGUCGAAGCUUAGACUGGACCAUGAGAAUGAAAAUUGCCACGACUCUUGCCCAAGGGAUCGCGUUCCUUCAUGACAAGGUUAAGCCACAUGUGGUACAUCGUGAUAUCCGUGCCAGUAAUGUACUUCUUGACGAAGAACUUGGAGCACAUCUGAUGGGAGUUGGCCUGUCGAAGUUGGUGGCAUAUGAAGUAAUGCAUGAGAGGACAGUGAUGGCAGGAGGAACCUAUGGAUACCUUGCCCCAGAAUUUGUCUACAGAAACGAGCUUACAACAAAGAGUGAUGUCUACAGUUUUGGGGUGCUGCUGCUUGAAAUUGUGACCGGUCGAAGGCCCGCACAAGCAGUUGAUUCUGUCGGUUGGCAGAGCAUUUUCGAAUGGGCAACGCCUCUCGUGCAGGCUCACUGUUACCUAGAUCUCUUGGAUCCUCAUAUAACCGCCACUCCGACUUCUGAAAUUCCGGAGGCUGGUGUUGUUCAGAAGGUGGUUGACCUUGUGUAUGCUUGCACGCAGCAUGUCCCAUCCAUGCGCCCUAGAAUGUCUCAUGUUGUUCAUCAGUUGCAACAGUUGGCACCCUCACCUCUCAAUACGAAGUGAAAGCAUUCAUCUAACUUCAUGAAGGUUUCCUAUUGCAAGAUUCUAACUUGGAAAGAAGCCAGUUAAUUUAGGACAGGAUCCUAGGUAGGUAGUUACACUAGACCCAAUUUCUGAUUAGUUUUAGAACGCUGGUCUCCCGUAUGCACGACUGCAUGGCUACUUCACUUGGUCAAACUAUUGUGCAGUUUGAUCUGUAAUGGUAAUAAACACAAUUAUUUCUCAUAAAUUCACAACUUAUUAGGCA
Messenger RNA from Momordica charantia (bitter melon), 2184 nucleotides. Its product is annotated as protein kinase family protein / C-type lectin domain-containing protein. Lineage: Eukaryota; Viridiplantae; Streptophyta; Magnoliopsida; Cucurbitales; Cucurbitaceae. The record is from RefSeq and is a predicted model, not a curated record. Gene Ontology annotation, biological process: protein phosphorylation. Gene Ontology annotation, molecular function: ATP binding; protein tyrosine kinase activity.